UAUUUUGUGUACAUACAUUAUUUUAUCAAGAAACCGAAAACCGUAUUUCCAUGCUUUCUCAUAAUUAAACUUACACCUUUCUUAGUUUAGGUAAACAAUUGCUUGCCAAGCAUCUACAAAACACAAGAUGGUGAAGGUGUGUUUAGGUUAUUACAAUAAAACAAAAAACGUCGAGACAGGUAUUGACUUUUACGUAACAUUGUCACCGGCUCACGUAAUCGAUUGUCACAGGUUUACGUGCCUAGAGAGAUAACUGUUGAAAGGAGGAGAUAACGGGGUGAUCUCAUUGGGAAAAGGGUUCGUUCUUUGCGUGGGUAAAAAUGCUUACGCAAGAAAGAGUGUUCACCUAAUUGUUUGUUUUGGCACUUAACCGUUCAGAGGUCGUGCAUGGGGUGAGCUAUUUAUGAUUGCUUUGUUGAGUUGUUUUUUUUCCCGUUUUGAUUUGAGCCGAUCAUGCAAGAUAACAAUAACAAAAGAGUGAGCUUCGAAUUGUUCGAGAAGAGAUCCAAAUUAAUUUUUUUUUUUUUAAAUGAAAAUUUGGAUCACGAAUCUUUUAAUGACUUUUUCAAAAUUAUUCAUCGAUUGGUUCGAUUACUCCACCUUCUAAUUACCAACAAGGUGUUAGCGUUAACAUAAAAGUCUCGUCUGAGCAUGUCCUGAUGGGGCCGACAUUCCCUACAGGUUUUGCCAUUCUGGCAUUCAUCUUGACACCGGCGCACGCAGCUAGACUUCCAGGUAAGUAGUGUCCAUGCAUGCUGAUUUUUAGUUUCCCAAUGCAACGCCCGGUAGUAAAUUACAUGUAACUUUCAAAGAUCACUGUCCUACUAAUGUGUGUGUGGGGGGGGGAGGGGGAGUGUUUAAAUGAUUCCCACAGAUAAAAAAACUGGUAACAUUUAAAGUUGGUUUUAUAAACAUGAUCAAAAUGCAGAGAAAUCAAAUUCAGGUAGGUUUAAAGAGAAGAAAGUGUCGAUUGAAUAAGCACGCAUAAAGAGGCCUGUUUUAAAAAAAAAACAAAUUAACAAAAAAGUAAACUAGUCGAUCCCUAUCGAACUCUUUGGGACACAAAAUGCUGAAUUUAUAAUAAAAUGAAUAUACCAGAGUCUUUAUAAGUAGAUGUAGACACUCUGCAUGUUAAUGUUGACACGCUGUACUUAAAUGUUGACACGAUGUAAGUAAACGUUGACACGCUGUGCGUAAACGUUGACACGAUGUGUGUAAAUAUUGACACGCUGCGUGUAAUUGUUGACACUCCGAAUAGGCAACAACGGUAAGUGAACUGAUGGGUGUUGAGGUAAGUAUGCACAGGUACAGUCGAGGUAAACUUCUUCGUCCAGUUCGCCCUCAGUCUUGCCUUUGUCAUCUUGUGUCGGUAAGAUAAAGGGAAAACCAAACACUAACGGUAAGUUAUUUUUUUAUUUUUUUUUACACUUUGGGGUUCAGAAGACGUUUCUUCUCACAACAUGCACUUUGGAAGCAACACUCAAAAAGAAAGAAACGUCUAUAUGGGGAAACAUUUCAACUGGCCACUCGGUCGGGUAUUCUUCAUGGUCGUGGUUGCAAGCAGAGCAGUAAGAGCAGACAAAGACAUCUGCUUAAAACUCUGUAUGCUAAACGUUUUUUUUUCAAAUAAGUUAUUGUGUUUUGCAGGAAACAUAACAAGACUUCUUAUUUCUCUUAUUCUUAACGCAGUCCUUGAUAACAAAAAAUACAAUAUAAGUAAUUCGUUUAGUUGUUCAGUUAAAUGUUUAUUUAAAAAUUAUAUUAUAUAUAUAUUUUUUUUUUUAAAUAUCAUCUUUUUGAAUCGUAAUUUAUUGUUCCAUAAAAUAAAAUUGCUCUUAUGUCAAUCUCGAACUUCCGUUUCAAACCGUCUUUAAAUUUCAGGAAACCCGUGCGAUGACCUAGACUGUCAAAAUGGAGGCGUGUGUAGACUAAAGGGAGGCAAGGCCGUAUGCAAAUGUCCACGGAACUACCAAGGGAUAGAAUGUGACGAUAUAAGUGAGUAAUGAGGUUUCUGCAUACAUCAAGGGUCUCAAACUAAAAUUAUCCGGGGGCCGCAGGAGGCAGCGUCUGAGUGAGGCUGGGUGGCAUUAAGUAUUCUACACAAAAAAGCGAUUCCAUUAAAAAAAAGUACUACUGCUACAAUUAGCUCAACCUUUUUUAAUAACAAUAAAAACUUUAAGGAUUCUCAAGAAUUAGGCUUUGAAUACUUCCUCCUACUCCUCGUUGCCAGAGACCUCGCAACGCUUCUUCUUACACAUUUCAGCAACAUUUGGCUUGAGUGAGGAAGCAACUGAGACCCCCAGUAAAGCUUGAAGAUGUUCAUCAGUAAGUUUGGCCCUGAACUUUUUCUUGCGAAAGGUCAUAGUAGAAAAGAGCUUUUCACAAGGAUGGGUACUCCCUAAAAGGCACAUGAACCGCUUCAACAAUCUGGAAAUCUCAGGGAAGUUGGAGGGCAUUUCUCUUAUUAUAUUCUCCACUCUUUGUCUGUUUUUCCAUUCACCUCCCUGAGCAUUGAGUUCAGAAUUGCACUAAAGAUCAAUCAGCUGGGGGGGGGGGGGGUUCUUCCACAUUGGAGGGGAAGGGGCCAGAAAGUAUUUGAAAAAUGACUCUGCAUGUUUUGAAGUCUUCAAACCUGUGAUCAAAUUCUUACAGUAGCUUUGCAAUGGUAUCUGUAUCUAAUUUUGACUAAAUCAAUAACAAAUCACUGCACAAACUUAUGCUAGUUUGAUCCAAAAAUUAGACAAAGACAUUAAAUUUCCAAUAUUGAACAUCGCGUCACCCUUAAACUCCACACGUAGCCCCGGCGCGUAUCUAUGUUAACAGCAUUAUAUCCUUAGCAAGAAAAUAAAAUCUCCGGUGAUCUGAAGUAAAAUAUUCAGCUUCUAAAUGCUAUGAAAAUAAUGAGCUUAGGUUAACAAAGACGAAAAAGCCUAAAUUAAAUUUAAAAUGUAGUGAUUCCCACAUCGAUUUUAAAACUAAAACGUGUUCAAACCAAAGAUACGAGCAGGCAAUAGUUAUUAUUGAUGCGAAGGAAAAUGCUAUUGUAGGGAGAAUGAAUUUUGAUUUUUUUUUUUAUCGUAGAAAAGGCCUUUUUGACUAACCUUAUUUUGAAAGUGACCAAGCUGCAAUCUCGGAAUUUCUCUCUCUCUCGUCACUCGUGUAUACACUAGCGGCAAUUUUAAAAGGCAUCCUCUGAUUGCAUCCACUGUUUUAGAUUGCUACGAUUUUUAAAAAAAAACUAUGGUUGUGAUUUACCUACUAACAGACUUUUUAAAACUGUAUAUAUAUAUAUAUAUAUAUAUAUUCGUAAAGUUUUCUCAAAACCGCUCUUGGUUGUCUCAUUAAAUUUUAUAAAAUAAAAACAUUUUAGUCAAAUUUUGAAACUUUUUUUUACCAUUAUAAUCAACGCCAAACGUAUACAAACAUAAUAAAAAUCAGAAUUAGACUAGAAGGUGAGAUUCGACUGAAACCGUUGCGUUAUAGAUAUGAGAAUGGGGAAAACGCACGGGCUGCAUUGACAGUAAUUAACACUAAACUUUGCUGUCAGGUAUCAGGUCGAAAAAAUAUCGUCUUGAAGGUGUCCAAUGGCCAGCGAGUUUGAGACCCCCUGACAUAUAUGCUUAGGGGGUAAAUAACAGUCGGCCAAUUAUUUUAUGACUUCUGUGUAAAGGAUAAGUCGAAGGAGGGAAAGAGAAUGAGAUUAAGAGUGAGGAAUUGUGAGAUGAAAAGACGUACAGAGAUUACGGUAGUGAAACGAAGAGAAAGAGAGCAUGUGAGAGAUAGUGAGAGAGGGGGAGUGACGGAAAGAAAUAGUAUAAACGUGGAAGAGAGAGAGAGAGAGAGGGGGGGGGGGCUAAGGAGGAAGGAAGAUACAAAUAAUUACAGAGGGUUUCGGAUUCAGCUAUAAAAUUAAUUUUAAAAUAUAAAAGUGUAUUACAAAUACUAUAUAUAUUUUAUCUGUUUAUAAAGAAUUUAUAGACCCAUGUGACAGUCGGAAAGAAAUAGUAUGAACGUGGAAGAGAGAGAGAGAGAGAGGGGGGGGGGGCUAAGGAGGAAGGAAGAUACAAAUAAUUACAGAGGGUUUCGGAUUCAGCUAUAAAAUUAAUUUUAAAAUAUACAAGUGUAUUACAAAUACUAUAUAUAUUUUAUCUGUUUAUACAGAGUUUAUAGACCCAUGUGACAGAUACGUUUGUUUCAACGAUGCCACGUGUGAAAUUAGCGAUGACGGACCCGUAUGUGUCUGCCCUGAGGGUUUUCGUGGUAAAAGAUGCGACAGAAAAUGUAAGUUUGCAAUGACUGACUCAAAAAGUUUAAAAAAAAAAAAAAUUAAGUUUCUUACUUGAAAUUCUAUGACAGAUACACUACGUGAAAUACUUUCUAUUGUAGAUUUUAAAAAAAAAAGAAAUUUUUAAAAAUCAUGUUUUAAGUACUUGACAGCUAAUGGGAACAAAAGGGCCUAUGGAAAUAAAGUGGUCUUUCUUUUUUUUUCUCUUAUUCGUUUGCUUUAAUAUAACUUAAUUAAUUGAUACUGCAUUUAAUGAAAAAAAAUAAACAUUACAUUUUCUUUUAGAAUAUACAGUGCAGUUUCUUUAAGCAUAUUAAAUGCAGUGUCUUUUAGCAUGCCCAGUAUGGGUUUUUAAAGCCAUCUGUUUUUGUUUUGGAAUGUUUUGAAAUCAAUGGAAACUGUUGUUUGUUGUUGUUUUUUUUUUUGUUGUUUUUUUUUUGUUGUUUUUUUGCUUCAGUUACUUUCUAAAAGCUGUUGGAAACUAUUUGGGUGAGCACACAUUUUCCAAGCAGAUAUUAAGCGUUCAUAGCGCCUUCCAUAAUACCAUACAAUCUUGUCCACAGUUGAUGACGUGUACGCCUGUUUGAACUAUGAGUGUCCCGACGGCAGCCGAUGCAUCGUGCUGAACAACCUCCCGUUUUGCGUGGAAUCUACCUUCACACCUAAAUCUACCCCUAAAACUACACGUAAAACCACCAGAAAGACCAUCUCUAAAACUACCACUACACAUGUCCCUGAAGAAACCACUGCUGACAGUGAUGAUACUACCACUAAAACUACACGCAAAACUACCCGAAAGACCACCUCUAAAACUACCACUACACCUGUCCCUGAAGAAACCAUUGCUGACAGUGAUGAUACUACCACUAAAACUACACGCAAAACUACCCGAAAGACCACCUCUAAAACUACCACUACACCUGUCCCUGAAGAAUCCACUGCUGACAAUGAUGAUACUACCACUAAAACUACACGCAAAACUACCCGAAAGACCACCUCUAAAACUACCACUACACCUGUCCCUGAAGAAACUAAUGACGACACUGAUGAUAAUACCUCUUAACCUACCUCUAAAACUAACCCUAAAACUAUCCGAAAAAACCACCUCUAACGCUUUUCCUGCACCUGCCCCUGAAGAAACCACUAUUGGUAAUAAUGAUACUACACCUAAAUCUGCCCCUAAAACUACCCGAAAAACCACUUCUAAAACUACCCCAACACUUUUCCCCGAUACUGGUGAUUACUACCCCUAAAUCUACCAGUAAAACUACCAUUAAAACCACCAGCAAAGCCACGGCUACAGAGAUGUGACGUAAAUGUACCACGGACCCGAUAUUUCGUUAAAUCUUUGUUAACGUUGUAGCUUCCCCAGCACCAUACAGUGAAGACGAUGCCCCUGAUUUUUAACGAUUAUGAUUAAUGAUCCGAAUCCAUAACUGUUCCUCAGGGCAUACCCCGUGAGCCUAAACCUAAGCCUGGCCCUGAUUAUUACGACUUUGAUCAUGCAGAACCCGAGAACCCUGAACCUAAAACUAGGCCCCUAACAUGGCCCUAAUCUUGACACCCACGCGAGGCCGCGAUAAAAAGGCCCUAGAACUGAGAGUACCGUAUUCCUUGUUAAAUGAAG
Molecule: messenger RNA, 5912 nt
Organism: Lymnaea stagnalis (great pond snail)
Lineage: Eukaryota; Metazoa; Mollusca; Gastropoda; Lymnaeidae
Source: the annotation of a GenBank genome assembly